This is a messenger RNA of Cannabis sativa, 729 nucleotides long. Its product is annotated as putative disease resistance RPP13-like protein 1. Gene Ontology annotation, molecular function: ADP binding. The coding region runs from base 1 to 729 and encodes 242 amino acids. Lineage: Eukaryota; Viridiplantae; Streptophyta; Magnoliopsida; Rosales; Cannabaceae. The transcript has a single exon. The record is from RefSeq and is a predicted model, not a curated record.
AUGAAGUCAACGUUCAAUUCUCUUGCUGCGGUUCGCUUUGAAGUGGAGAACAAGAGAAUCAAAAACCCCGCUGUGGAGAAGUGGCUGGACGAUCUUCUGGAUGUUGUCGAUGAUGCUGAGGACUUCUUUGGCGAUAUUCAAUACAAUGCUAUGAAACCCGACAAAGCUGAUGAGUCGAAGAAAGAAAAACGAAAGGCUAUUAGUAAGUUACUCUCUUGUUUCUCCAAACCUUCUAAUUCAGCUGAUCGUGUAAGAAAUGCCAAUAUGGAAGUGAUUCUUAAGAGGUUGGAGUACGUAGCCAAUCAAAUUGGAAACUUCAAUCUUGAAAAGAAUGUUGGUGAGGUGAAACCAACGGAAAGGUUACGUUUGAAGACUUCUUUGCCAGAUGAACCUGAACUUUACGGUAGAAAGAAUGAUGAAGAUGUUUUGAUGAAGUUGUUGAUGUUCGAUGAUGUAGGUAGUUCAAAGAUAUGUGUCAUUCCAAUAUUGGGAAUGGGCGGGGUCGGAAAAACCACCCUUGCUCAAACCCUUUUCAACAAUGAAGGAGUGACAAAGAUGUUUGAACUUAAGGCAUGGGUGUAUGUCUCUGAUAAAUUUGAUGCCAUGGCUGUGACAAAAAGCAUUCUUCAACAAGUUGCUCCAGGUGAAGCUUCAAGUGACAUGGAUUUGAAUUUGCUUCAGGUUAAUUUGACAAAGAAGUUAACAGGAAAGAAGUUUUUGAUUGUUUAA